Messenger RNA from Hippocampus zosterae (dwarf seahorse), 2694 nucleotides. RefSeq names its product glutamic-oxaloacetic transaminase 1, soluble (gene got1). The record is from RefSeq and is a predicted model, not a curated record. Bases 85 to 1335 code for a protein of 416 amino acids. Gene Ontology annotation, cellular component: cytosol. The transcript has 9 exons. NCBI's taxonomy places the organism in Eukaryota, Metazoa, Chordata, Actinopteri, Syngnathiformes, Syngnathidae. Gene Ontology annotation, biological process: L-aspartate biosynthetic process. Gene Ontology annotation, molecular function: pyridoxal phosphate binding; L-aspartate:2-oxoglutarate transaminase activity.
UAUAAGUGCAAAGUGUCCCCCUCUUUCCGCUUGUCACAUUUGUUUCAGUUUUGGUUUGUUCCGUUUUUCCAGGGGAAAUUAUAAAUGAACAGCAUUCAAGGUAUGUCUGUGUUUGGCGAAGUUCCCCAAGCGGCACCAGUAGCCGUGUUUAAACUAACGCAGGACUUCAAUAACGACCAGUUUCCACACAAAGUCAACCUCGGUGUUGGGGCCUACCGCACGGAUGAAGGCAAGCCGUGGGUUUUGCCGGUGGUUAAAAAAGUGGAAAAGAUCAUCGCCAACGAUGACAAGCUCAACCACGAGUACCUGCCCAUCCUGGGUUUGCCCGAAUUCAGAUCCUCAGCAUCCAAAAUUGCACUGGGAGACAGCAGCCCUGCUAUCAUGGAGAACAGGGUGGGGGCGGUUCAGUGUCUUGGCGGUACCGGUGCGCUGAAGAUGGGAGCAGAGUUUCUCAGACGUUUCUACAACGGAAGCAACAACACAAAGACACCAGUCUAUGUGUCCGCGCCGACUUGGGAGAAUCACAACGGCGUGUUCACCAACGCCGGCUUUGAGGAUGUCCGCCCCUACAAGUACUGGGAUGCGCAGAAGAGAGGCCUUGAUCUGUCUGGCUUCCUUGCCGACUUGGAGAGCUGCCCAGAGCGUUCCAUCUUUGUCUUGCACGCUUGUGCCCACAAUCCAACUGGCACAGAUCCCACACAGGAGCAGUGGAAGCAGAUUGCUGAAGUCAUGAUGAGAAGGAAGCUGUUUGUGUUCUUUGACUCAGCUUAUCAAGGAUUUGCUUCGGGGAGCCUGGAUCAAGAUGCCUGGGCCGUUCGGUUUUUCGUAUCUAUGGGCUUUGAAAUGUUCUGCGCCCAGUCAUUCUCCAAGAACUUUGGCCUCUAUAAUGAACGCGUUGGCAACUUGACUGUGGUGGCUCGUGAUGCCGAUAACCUAAAGAGAGUUCUGUCCCAAAUGGAGAAAAUUGUGCGAACCACCUGGUCUAACCCACCUAGUCAGGGGGCUCGCAUCGUGGCCGUCACAAUCAACUCGCCGGAGCUCUUUGCCGAAUGGAAAGACAACGUGAAGACCAUGGCUGACAGGGUGUUGUUGAUGAGAGCCCAGCUAAAAGCUAAGCUCCAGGCUCUGGGGACGCCAGGAAGUUGGGACCACAUCACAGAGCAAAUUGGCAUGUUCAGCUUCACCGGACUCAACCCCAGACAAGUGGAAUACAUGGUGAAGGAGAAACACGUCUACUUGAUGGCCAGCGGACGCAUCAACAUGUGUGGCUUGACCAGCAAGAACAUCAACUACGUGGCUGAGUCCAUCCAUGAGGCCGUUACUAAGGUCCAGUAGAAGACUCGGCUGAGUGUGCUGUACCUAAUCUAAACGCAACGUGCAGCCGGUAAGAUCUGACCCAUAAUGCGAUUCUAAAAACAACUGAGAAAACCAGAGGAACUGUUUUAAAAAGCCCUAAGACAUUUCAUAUUUAAAUCCUCCUUAUAUAUGGUGAAGAUAAAAAAAAAAAUCCCGUUCAAACUCAAAUUCACUGUGAGUCAGCACACACCUUGCUCGCGAUUUAAGUGCAUCUGAUUUUAGCGCUAAGUGUUCAAAUGUUAUAGUAAACUGAAAUGUUGCUUUCCAGCAAAAGCCUGAAGGUGUUGUGGAAGCACUGACUGCUGUUUUCAAUUGUUCAUAAUUCCCCGUAGCUUGACUAAGGCCCCCCUAAAUUGUCUCCAAAAAUGAUGAUGCCACCACCAUGUUUUUUACUAUAUCCUUGUGUGUGGUGUUCUUAUAUUGAUGAGCUAUGCUGUGCUUGCGUCAAACUUUUGGAAUUUGUAUGUGCAAACAUUUCAAAAUUGGUCUUAACAUUUUGCAAAAACACAAUUCAGAUCUCUCAAAUGCACAUGGCAAAAUGUGUUCUGUUCUGAUGAAACCAAAGUUGACAAUAGUUUUGAAAUUAUUGACAGUAUAUGGGUCUCAUUUUUUUUUCUCUGUCACAGAACACGCGGGUGUGUAGACUUUUUGGAUCCUCUGUAUAAUUAAUAUUUUAAUUAUGGGCUACUUUAAAAAAAAUAAAAAUUGAAAUAACCAUGAAUUGGAAAAAUAGUUCCACCACCCCUGCCUUUAUAAAACUUUACAAUAUCCUCCUGUUGAGGUAAUUUUGUGUUCACAGUGGGUAUUUAAAAGUUUUGACAUGACCAAUUUAUUUUUUAAUUUCUGUUCAUAGUACUGCUGGGACACUACCAGUAAGAAAUUGAUACAGUCCUAGUGUCUUAGCAUUACAAAACUAGUAAAUGGACUUUCCAAUAAUGCAUUAAAUGGCUGAAAUGAAGGUGCAUUAUUGAUGUGCAACUUGCUAAACUGGCAAAAUGAUUCCUAACGGGAAUAUACGCGAUUGUAAUUUUGAAAGAAAGAAUUUAAUGCUCUGUUUAAUAAAAUUUGAAACUUAACAUACAAUAUUGUCGUUUCUAAAGAAACAUCCUGAUGAUGAAAUCUAAUCAAACGACGAGCCGAGCAUUGACUUUCUUCACUGUGUUUUUGUGUCUUUUACACAAAGAGAAAAUGUCCAUCGGGUAUUUCAAACUUGCACCUUGGGAAUUUUUGACACAGACACGAGACUCCGUCGCUUUAUUCUGUUUAGUGUUAACGUGCGCAUGAAUUCAAGCUAUGAAUGUUCUCGAGAGAAACGUCAAUAAAUGCGUUUAAAUCACA